Molecule: messenger RNA, 2376 nt
Organism: Phycodurus eques (leafy seadragon)
Lineage: Eukaryota; Metazoa; Chordata; Actinopteri; Syngnathiformes; Syngnathidae
Gene: fgf7
Product: fibroblast growth factor 7
Biological process (GO): fibroblast growth factor receptor signaling pathway; animal organ morphogenesis; positive regulation of gene expression
Cellular component (GO): cytoplasm
Molecular function (GO): growth factor activity; type 2 fibroblast growth factor receptor binding
Source: RefSeq, a predicted model, not a curated record
ACGUCCAGGAGAGGCUGCUAUUGAGUUUAUAGCUCCCUCUCACGUCUGGAGUGUGAGAGACAGCGAGAGACAAGCGGAGGGGGUUUCUCCACGGCAUCGCGACCGGCGACAGCUGACUGGUUGGGAUCUAAUUGCUCUGAAGUGAUGUCAGCGGGAGGCAUUCAUCUCGGCGGCAGUGGAGGAUGCACACGCACGGUCUCCCUGCCAGAAGCAGGCAGGCAUCCACUGGAGCUGACACAAGCGCUCAGCACUUUGCACUACUAAAUUGCUGGACUUACCAACCAAAUUCGUGCUGAAAGGGAAUACAACUCUGGCAAGUCCUUCCAUCACAUACUAUGAUCUCGGGAUGGAGAAUACAAUCUGUUGUGUCACAGAAGACUGAAGAUAGACGUAAGACGCUGCAUCCCAUCUCCUUUUUCAAAGUACUCUCCAGCUUCGGGAAGCGUUUCCUCCACAAGCAGCCUGACUCUAUGUCCCGCGAGGACUCCCUGCCGCAAGAACACAGACCCUGAGGUCGCCACUGGAGUGGCAGAGUUCGGGGGGGGGGGGUGCACUCGGGCUGAGGGAUAGCGCGCAGAUCUCGUCUCCCGUUUCAGUAUGUUGUUCAUCGAUCCCCACUGCAUUGUAUUAUAAUGCGCAAAUGGAUGCUGACAUGGAACCUUCCAAAUCUGUUCUCGGGACUCUACCUGCAUGCCGUCUUCCUAUUCAGCAGCGUGUGUGUGGUCUACAGUGACUGCACUCCGGCGCAACUCGCUGCCAUCGUGAACUGUUCGAGACACGAGCGUCACACUAGGAAUUACGACUACAUGGAGGGAGGAGACGUGCGGAUGCGACAGCUGUUCAGCCGCACCCAGUGGUUCCUGACGAUUGAUGAUGAAGGCAACAUCAAUGGGACGCAAGACCCAACCAACUGUUACAGCAUCCUCGAGCUCAGGACAGUGUCUGAGGGGGGCAUACUGGCUAUCAAAGGCAUUAAGAGUCAGAAUUACAUCUCCAUGAACAAGGCUGGACAGCUGCAAGGGAAGAGGACCUACAACGAAAACUGCAACUUCAAGGAGGUUUUCCUAGAAAACUACUUCAAUGCUUACUCCUCGGCAAAGUGGACUAAAAAUGGCAAAGAAAUGUUCAUAGCGCUGUCUCAGAAGGGUCGGCCCGUGCGAGGGAAGAAGACGAGGAGGGAGCACGUCGCGUCGCACUUCAUCCCCAUGAAAUGCAGGGACGAGGAGAGGAGGGCGGACUGACACAGACGACUCACUAUGUGUAUGAAUUAAGUUACCAACUAUGUUAACGGACAUAUAAACUCAUCAACAGCUACACGACACUCUUCUCAAGGCUGCCAUCAGCAUCUGACAGCUUCAGGUUUUGCAUUUUGUGUAACCAUGUCAUUCCUUUGCCUACGGCCCGACAAUCGGCAUUGGAGCAGCGUUGCAAAAUGGCCGCCUGACAAAACGUUCUCCUGUCCCCGACUGCAGUUCCGUGCCAGUUCGAGACGCUUCAUGGCCGUAGCAGUGCUCCAACAAUUGACUCCGCCCAUGCCAAGCUUCUUGAAACAGGUUCUGUUAUUGACAAACCAAGCAGCACGAGGCCUGCUGCUACCAACACUGAUGAACGCAUUGAACUGCUAGAGCAGGCGUUCACGCAAAGCCAGGUAAAGUCCAUCAGGAAGGCAGCCCAGGGACACGGCAUCGACAAAAGCGCAAUUCAGCGGAUGCUUUGGAACAUGACAAAGUUUGACCGUUACCAGCUUCAGGUUGCUGAGCAUCAUCCUCUUCCGCUUGAAGCCUUUGAAAAACAUGAAGUCGGUACAACUAAAGCUUUAACACUCUUCCAAGUAUCCGUUGAACUGAGCUUUUGUUGACGCUGAGUUCCAGUGCAGCCAUCUGGACAGAGUUUACCUGGCUGGCGAGCAGUUUGGUGUUUUCCAUUAAUAGUGGCUGCGUGGUUUGUAAAGAACACAUCCUGUUUUGAGAAACAUCCCAUGGAUAGCGUAAGCUGCGCUACGCGAUGAAGCAGUAACGGCCAUGAAGCUGCUCCAACUGGUGCUGAAUUGCAGUCGGGGACAGAAAAACUUGCAACGCUGCUCCAAUGUCAAUUGGCGAGCCAUGGGCAAGAGAACGACAAGCUUACGAAAACUGCUAAUUCUAAACUGUCAAAUCACGUCCCCCUAAUAUCAUGGCCAUGUGACCCAAUACAUUUGUCCAAAUGGUGCACGUCAGGGAAAACAUGUCAGGCCAACAUGUUAGAACAUCCUGUCUUCAGAUGAAACUACAGAUGAGAAAACAGCAAAGUAGUUUGACUUGCGCCGCAAACUUUUAAAUCACGACUCAGUCAGUUAUUGUUAUUUUAUUAUUAAAUAUUAUAUUUCUUUAUAAAGCU